This is a messenger RNA of Cylicocyclus nassatus, 369 nucleotides long. NCBI's taxonomy places the organism in Eukaryota, Metazoa, Nematoda, Chromadorea, Rhabditida, Strongylidae. The record is from the annotation of a GenBank genome assembly.
AUGAGCUUACCCUUCGCCGUUCUUGUGAUAUUGCUUGCUCCGAAUGUCGCUUCAACUGGCUCACCAAUUGGCUCAAUAAGGUUGAGCGAAGGGGAAAUCUGCGUUAACAGUCUUCAUGAGCCGACUCCAGAAGCCAGGCUUAUGCUGGUAUUUCUCUUUGGCUUGAGAAUGCAAUCACUUCAUAAAGAAGCGCGGUGGUGGUCGGAGAGUGCAUACAAAGCUCAACUAUGCCUUGCAGCUUAUAGUCCGAAGUGGUGUACUCCUGUUCCUUAUCAAGAACACGAAAGUGCUCAAGAUGUCGCCGAAAGUGCACUUGUCACGUAUGAGGUAAAUAUCACGCAGGUUAGUGAAGCUACACAUAGGAAAUAA